GCCCUUCCAAGCUGUAUUUCUUCCAUGUUUGGAAAUUCGGAAGCAGCUGUCCUUCCAUACCCUCAGCUUUCUCUUCUUCCUCAUUCAUACCAAUACACAUUCUCUCUCUAAAUUUGAAACAAAAAUUAAACCCUUUAAUUAAAUUUUUUUUUUUAAAUACAGAAAGAUCAUGACAACUCUGUUCCAGAUCAUCUCUCUCCAUCAUCAUCACCCUCUCCCCGAUCACAAUUUCAAACCCAAAACCCUCCUUUUCCCUAUUCUUUAGUUCAUCUCUCAAAGGAUUGUAAUUAUCACUCUCUUUUUUUCGCGUUUCAUUCUUCUGUGUUGUAGUUGAUGGUUGGAAUUUGAUUGAGGAGAAGCAGAGUUUGAAAAUUCCGUUGAUGAUUCGCCUUUUCGGCUUUUCCCCACCACCACCACCACCAUCAUAGUCCAUACACCUACGCUUUCUGUGCUCCCUUGUACAGCUGAUCCCUCCCCCCACCACACCUCUUUUUCUUCUGUUUUUGACCCACUACUGUUGCCCUCCACUUUCCGCCUCAAAAUUAGGGUUUUCUUUUUCUUCUAUUUCUUCGAUUUCUUUUUGAGUUUUAUUUUUCCCUUGCUGCCCUCUUUUUUCUAUUCCUGUUUUCUUGAUCUUCGUGCGUCGUGAUCUUUAUUGUAAAUUCAAAUUCAAAUCUCGGAAGCCUUUUUAUUUUUAGCAUCUCCCAAAUUUCGCCUGUGUAUAUAUUGCAGAAUUAAAUAUUUCACGGACAAAAAAUGGCUUUUCAAUCGCUUUCAGCCGUAGCUAGGGUUUUUCUAAGGUUUUCCUGUUAAAAUGAUACUUUCACUUCAUUGGAUCGACUUUAGUAUCACUUGAAUCGCCGUUUCACCCCUUCCGUGAUUAGUUUUUGAACCAAACCCCUUUUGUUCAUCCGAAGCUUUCUUCUCUCUGUUAGAAGCCAAAAAAGGAAGUCGCUUUAGUAAUUUAGUUUGAUAAAUUUGAGGAGGCGAUCAUGGCUUAUCAGCAGCAGCAGCAGCAGCCCAUGCCCGGCCCGAGCUCGGGCUCGGGGCAGGGCGGGUACCAAUAUAUGAAUUCUCCAUUUGGGGAUACCACUUUCACUAAGGUUUUCGUGGGAGGGUUGGCUUGGGAAACUCAGAGUGAGACGAUGAUGCGUUAUUUCGAGCAAUUUGGAGAGAUUCUCGAGGCCGUGGUCAUCACCGAUAAGAAUACUGGCCGAUCCAAAGGAUACGGUUUUGUGACUUUCCGGGAUCCAGAAUCAGCCAGGAGAGCAUGUGCAGAUCCUACACCAAUUAUUGAUGGGAGGCGAGCAAAUUGUAACUUGGCUUCACUGGGGAGACCUCGGCCAGCUAUUCCGUUUGGACGCCUUAGAUCUCCGGCACCUUACCUUGGAGGACAGCCUGCUGCUAGGGGUGCUUAUGUUGGAAAUUUUGGCUACCAGCAACCUGUUACAUAUGGAUUUCAGCAAGGCUUGAUGUAUUCUCCAUAUGGGGGUGGGCAUUCGCCUCGGGUUAAUUGGAAUGCGACCCAAACUGGUCUGGUCAGAUAUGCUGCUUACGGUCCUGAAUAUGCUUAUCCUCAGGGCGUUUACAAUCCUUAUGGAAAUCAGCAAUACCUUCACAUAUAUGGCAUGCCUGGAACAGUGGGCACAACUAUGUAUCCUUACAGUCAGUUAAGUCAGGCUGUCCCAGGAAGUCAUAAUUACACUGCAUUGCCCGGCUAUGCAAUGCCUGGCCAUCAGAUAGUACAGUUUGGUGGGCCCAGUGUCAAUGCAAUGACAACGACUUCUGUUCCAACUAUUCCAUCUCCAUAUCCUGCUGGUGUAGGAACACCUAUACCACAACAGCCACAAUUCUUACUACCUGCGCAUUCACCUCAAUUCAUGCCAGGUGGCGGUUCUGACCAAAAUGCUGGGUGAGGGUUUAAUCUAGGUUCCCUUAGAUUGCAGCAGGACUAAGAACAGCAGUACUGCCACUUAAUUGGCGGGCUUCAAAUCUUGCCUUGCAAAUUAUUCGCUUUGCAUUCUAGAGGUCUUACAUUGUCACGCUCACCAGAGAAGUCAAUGUCGGAGUCGCUCCCAAUGGUGGGGAGAGGAGAUCCAAAAACUUGGUGUAUGUUAAGACACUUUGUGUUGUGGCAAAAGAGUCUGUGGGCCGGAAUGGGAUUUCUGGCCUAGAAUGUGGAAAUAAUGACAUAUAUCCUUGUAAAAAGAAAAUUUAUGGUAGAAUCAACAUAUGAUUCUUUUAUAGUGAUUCCCACCAUUUUGGGUGUGUAGAUAGUCAGUCAGUCAGUCCCAUCCUGCAUUCUAUUCUAUGUAUUUAAUUACUCAGCUUCCAUGUCCAUAACACCACUUUUAGGUUCAUGUCUUGGAUUUUCUUAGAGCUUCACUUCAAAAUAUGAAACAAGAAGCUCAAGGUCUCUCUCUUUCUAUUAAACAAUGUGCUUUCUUAUAUUACUUUUUUAUAUAGGGAUCAUUCCUAGUAGUCUCUAGGGAAUCAA
This is a messenger RNA of Salvia miltiorrhiza (redroot sage), 2497 nucleotides long. RefSeq lists its product as uncharacterized. The record is from RefSeq and is a predicted model, not a curated record. Gene Ontology annotation, molecular function: RNA binding. The transcript has 9 exons. NCBI's taxonomy places the organism in Eukaryota, Viridiplantae, Streptophyta, Magnoliopsida, Lamiales, Lamiaceae. Bases 993 to 1916 code for a protein of 307 amino acids.